GUUCUUUAGGACUAUACAAACGAGGCCGGAUCACGGGCUCAUGACCGUGUCGCGCCGGAUGAUCCCGCAGCGUUCGCGGCUCAGCCGGCGGCCGCGGUCGCCCUCUGACGUCACCGGGGCCAGCGAGUGACGUCACUGGGCGAGGACCAACGUCACGGUCGGGUCAUGGCGAGGGGAGGACUGGGGACGGUCCGCGGCGCCGGGGCCGCCAGCGCACUCCGCCAGACGACAGCAGCGGAGCAGGGCGGCGGCGACGGCGCCUCCCGACAUCUGAGGCAGGACAGCUUCAGGUGGACAUUUUCGGCCCCGAGCACACCCGUGGCCCGCCGGCGGACCUCGACAGAUUGGCCACAGACAAGACCCUGAGCAGCUGCCCGACUGAGAUCGCCCGGUGACAGCAGAAAUCAACAUGACAAAGAGAAUCAGCCGAGCGCUGGUGGCGGCCCUGGUGGUCGUACUCGCCCUCGGAGCCGCUGCGCCGGGAACACAUGGAGCCACAGUGCGCGAUGGCGCGCACUCCAUUCACCGCCGAGCCAUCGCCACUGGAAGCAGUCGGCCGCAGCUGUCGCCCCAUCUCUGUCUCAGCAAGGGCUGCGUCAAAGCCGCGUUCCACGUUCUGGACAAGAUGGACACAUCGGUCGACCCGUGCGACGACUUCUACUCGUUCGCGUGCGGAUCGUUCAUCGACCGCACCGUCAUCCCGGACGAGAAGAGCUCCGUGUCGCAGUUCAGCCUCAUCGACGACGAGCUCAACCUCAACAUGAGGAAGCUGAUCGACGCUCCCGUCCAGGCGCAGGAUCCGCCAGCGACAGUCACACUGAAGAAAUAUUUCAGCAGUUGCAUGGAUAAAGACGGCAUCGAGAAAAAGGCCCUGGACCCGAUGAAGAGCAUCCUGAAGAGAAUGGGAGGCUGGCCAGUGUUGGAAGGUCUUUCGUGGGACGAGAGCUCCUUCGACUGGGCCGAGGCCAUCUACCGGAACCGAGAGCUGGGCUUUCCCAACAGCUACGUGUUCAAGUUCAGCGUCACAGCCGACAUAAAGAACUACACUCGCCGCAUGGUGAACGUCAACGACGCCUCGCUGGGUCUCGGCAGAAAGUACCUCAUCAAAGGCUUCAACGACUCCGACGUCCAGGCCUACUACAGCUACAUGGUGGACAUGGCCGUCCUGCUCGGCGCCGAGCCGGAGAAGGCCAAAUCCGAAAUGGAGGACGCCCUCCGCUUCGAAAUCGAGCUCGCCAACAUUUCGCUGCCGGCCGAGGAGCGGCGCAACAUUUCACGUCUGUACAACCGGCGCACACUGGACGAGAUGAGCAGGGUGGCGCCGGGCAUCCCGUGGCUGACGUACACCAACCGUCAGCUACAGCCGGCCGGGCACACGGUCUUUGGAAACGAAUCGAUCAACGUCGAGUACAUCGAUUAUUUCAAGAACUUCAACGCCCUGCUGGAAACUACACCAAAGAGAGUACUGGCCAACUACAUGCUGUGGCGGGCGGUGCGCUCUUCGGUCGACAACCUCAACAUGGCGGCACGCGACGCACGCCUCAAGUUCUUCGCCCAGGUGUACGGCAGCACGGAGCACAAGCCGCGCUGGAAGGAGUGCCUCGAGGACACCAUAUCCACGAUGCACAUCGCCGCAGGCUCCCUGUACGUGAAGAACCACUUUGACGAGGAUUCGAAGAAGGCCGCCCUGGAGCUCGUGGCGGACGUGCAUCAGCAGUUUAACAUGAUGCUGCAGGAACUCAGCUGGAUGGACGACACCACCAAACAGCGAGCGAUGGAGAAGUCUGACGCGAUCGAGUAUUACAUCGCCUACCCCGACAAACUACUCAACGAAACACUAGUCGCCGAAUACUACGAGGAACUGAGCGUCAGUGAUGACGACUACUUCCAAAACACUCUGAACGCCCGCGUCUUCUUCACAAACAAGUCAUUCCAGAAACUACGUGAGCCAGUAGACAAGAAAGAUUGGAAACGUCACAGCAAGACUGCUGUCGUCAAUGCCUUUUACAGCGCGCAAGAUAACAGCAUCAGUUUUCCGGCUGGAAUUUUAAGAGGCGUGUUCUACGGCAACGAUCGACCAAAAUAUUUGAAUUAUGGAGGCAUUGGGUUCGUCAUUGGUCACGAAAUCACCCACGGAUUCGACGAUCAGGGUCGUCAAUUUGAUGCUGAGGGAAAACUACAGGAAUGGUGGCAGCCGGAGACGCGCAACAAGUUCCUCGACGGUGCCCAGUGCAUCAUCCAGCAGUACGGCAACAUCACUGUCGACAAGGCCAACAUGAGCGUGAACGGGAUCACCACUCAGGGUGAGAAUAUCGCCGACAACGGCGGCAUGAAGAUCGCGAGGCGCGCCUACCAGCUGUACCAGCAGAAGGCGGGCCGCGAGCCGGCGCUGCCCGGCCUGCAGCACUUCACCAACGAGCAGAUGUUCUGGCUGGGCGCCGCCAACGCCUGGUGCUCCGUCUACAAGGAGGAGCGGCUGCGGCUGCUGCUGCUCACCGACAGCCAUGCGCCCUCGUUCGUGCGCAUCAACACGUCGCUGCGCAACACGCGCCUGUUCGCCGAGGACUGGCAGUGUCCGGUCGGCUCGCGGAUGAACCCCGCAGACCGCUGCGGGGUCUGGUAGCCGUCGCCGAGACGGGCCCGACCGGCGCGAAUCGCCGGGAAACUCGCAAACGCGGGGUCGCACGCGGGUGAGGGAUUCUUCGCUACUUUGUUUUUUAUACAUUUAUCAUCAUCGCGCUGAAAUAAAUGUUUGUGUCUAUU
Amphibalanus amphitrite is the source of this 2763-nucleotide messenger RNA. RefSeq names its product neprilysin-2-like. The transcript is spliced from 16 exons. Gene Ontology annotation, cellular component: plasma membrane. The record is from RefSeq and is a predicted model, not a curated record. NCBI's taxonomy places the organism in Eukaryota, Metazoa, Arthropoda, Thecostraca, Balanomorpha, Balanidae. The coding region runs from base 410 to 2623 and encodes 737 amino acids. Gene Ontology annotation, biological process: protein processing. Gene Ontology annotation, molecular function: metalloendopeptidase activity.